Echinops telfairi (small Madagascar hedgehog) is the source of this 1975-nucleotide messenger RNA. RefSeq names its product lysine demethylase 8 (gene KDM8). The record is from RefSeq and is a predicted model, not a curated record. Lineage: Eukaryota; Metazoa; Chordata; Mammalia; Afrosoricida; Tenrecidae. Gene Ontology annotation, molecular function: histone H3K36 demethylase activity. The coding region runs from base 118 to 1374 and encodes 418 amino acids. The transcript has 8 exons. Gene Ontology annotation, cellular component: nucleus.
GGGUUACGUGGGAGGUGGGAGAGCCGCCGGUGCAGCCCAAACGGAACAAGUCUUGGCCUGCGCGGGGGCGACUCGACACCUGCCAGACGACAGAGAGGCCCCGUGAGACUGAGCCAGAUGGCAGAAGGCUCCAGCCAUCUUGGAGACCCCCAGGCGGGAACAGGUCUGACCCUCAAAGAGGCCCUCAGGGCACUCCUGCCGCGCACCAAAGAAGGCCUGAGGUUGGACCUGGGCCAGCAGGUAGAGAGGACUGUGGUGGUGUUGCUACAGCAGGCCGCCGAAUUCCUCUACGAGGGCCAGACCAGCGAGUGUCUGCAUACCAGCGAAGUGCUCCUGGACUACACCUGGGAGAAGCUCAACACGGGGCCCUGGCAGGACGUGGACAAAGGCUGGCGCCAGGUGUACUCCUUGGGCUGCCUUCUGAAAGCCAUGUGUCUGUGCGAGGUACCCGGAGACGCUGCCACCGUGACAGCCGCCCUGAGGGUCUGCGACAUGGGCCUGCUGAUGGGGGCAGCCGUCCUCGGGGACAUCCUCUUGAAAGUCGCCACCAUCCUGCAGGCUCACCUGCUCUCUGGAGAGAGGCCAAUCCAGGGCCCAGUACUGGGCCCGCCCAGCACCAAGAGGUCCAAGAGCAGUCACAGCGUGGUUCCAGCUGUGACGUCAGAAAGCGCCGUCCCCCGGCUUCACUGCCCAUCCCUCGAGUAUUUCAAGAAGCACUUCCUGGUUCCAGGGAGGCCUGUGAUCCUGGAAGGCGUGGCCAGCCACUGGCCGUGCAUGAAGAAGUGGAGUUUGGAAUAUAUCCAAGAAAUUGCUGGCUGCCGAACUGUCCCAGUGGAAGUCGGUUCCAGGUACACGGAUGAGGAGUGGUCCCAGAGGCUGAUGACCAUCAACGAGUUCAUCAGCAGCUACAUUGUGAAUGAGCCAGAGGAUGUCGGAUACCUCGCUCAGCACCAGCUCUUUGACCAGGUCCCCGAGCUGAAGCAGGACAUCAGCAUCCCUGACUACUGCUGCCUGGGCGAUGGGGACGAGGACGAGAUCACCAUCAAUGCCUGGUUUGGUCCCCAGGGAACCGUCUCCCCACUUCACCAGGAUCCCCAGCAGAACUUCCUAGCUCAGGUGAUUGGGAGGAAGUACAUCCAGCUGUACUCCCCGCAGGAGUCUGACGCUUUAUACCCUCAUGACUCUCACCUCCUUCAUAACACGAGCCAGGUUGAUGUGGAGAACCCUGACUUGGAGAAGUUCCCCAGGUUUGCUGAGGCCCCAUUCUUGUCCUGUGUCCUGUCCCCCGGGGAGAUCCUGUUCAUCCCCGUGAAGUACUGGCACUAUGUGCGAGCCCUGGACUUGAGCUUCUCAGUCAGCUUCUGGUGGUCAUAGCCCAUGGCCAAGGGAACCCCACUCUGUGCCCCACCAGGGGCCAGGCCUGGGCCUAGACACAAGCAGAGCCUGAAGAAGCCUCCACUGCCUCAGGAUGAGAGGGAGGUCCUGCCUAGCACCCUCUGAGGCCUGACCACCAGGCUCCUGCAGAGGCUGUGGACAUGCGACUUCACAUACAGCUGUGAGAUCGGGGUGGGGGGUGGGGGGCAGUGCAGUCCCCGGUACACACCCCGUGAGGACCAGGUGUGCAUGUGCAAUGUCAGCUCCUGUGGCUCCAAGCCCAGUCACUAGAGGCUGCUGCUGUCCCAAGUCUUCGGAAUUCCUACUGCAGGUUUGGGGAAGAGGUGAGGCGGGGUAGGGUGAGGGGUCCUUCCCUGCAUGCUCAGGAGCUGGACCUCUGCUGGGGAGCUGUCCGCUGUUGGGGCUACCCCAGUGCACGCUGCCUAUAGAAGAGCCUCUGCUGCAUCUCCAGCUGGGUUCACACCUGGGUAACCUGCUCCCGAACCAUCGCCAGCGCCCAGAAUCUCCUCUCCCCUUUCCCGCCUCCUUCCCCACACAACGACUCAAUAAAGGCAGAGCACGCUGAUAAACAGGCCCCAAA